CAGGUAACGCUCAGGUAACGCCGUCGACUUUACGCGCACACGACGUCAGUCCGGUUCGCGACGCUUCGCUAAGAGCACCGCGGGCGCACGACGCACAACUUCAAAUCACACUUCUGCAAACUCAACCCUGUUUUAAACCAAGUGCAAAAAUGACUUCAUGGUGCUCAACGUCACAACACCUCUCCACAUCUCUAUGACAAUAUAAACAUUUAAAAAAUUCAUCCAACGUCAACUUAUAAUUAUUUAGUGAAAAUGAACGCUAAUCGGAAAGUGAAUCUGUAAAUACAUUUUGCAUUCGGCGUUUGUGUUCGGAUUAACCUAGUACACCGAGUAGAAAUUCGCACAGUGCGUUUAUUAGAACACGACGCGACGCCAUUUUACAAUAUAAUUGACGAUUUGUCAAUUGUGACGGUUGUGACGCGUCGACGACACUUGGAUUUUACACGCACACAAACUUAAUUCACUGCUAUUUACAAGCUCAAGAUGGCGACGGCGCGCUGGCCGCGGAGGACGCUGCUCUUGUGCUUCGCUGCGACGACGUGGCUGCUGGGCGCGUGCGCGCAUGACAUUCACAAACACAUGACAGUCGAUGAACUGCGGAGCACGUUUCACGUCGAUAAUCAUGAUUUAGUUCCUGAAUAUGAAGUAGUACACAUCACGGAUCACAACGUGCGCCGACGCCGUAGCAUAGCCACCAACGGUGGUUUCGACAACCACUGGAGUAUAGGCAACCCAUCGAACGGCAAACAACAAGAAAAGCUUACGCUUAGCGCUAAAGCAAGCGUUAGUAAAGUGCCUUACAAUGAAAAGCCACGAACGGCAAAUAUAAAACUAAAAGCAUUCGGAAGACCAUUAAAUCUUAGUUUGGUGAAAAACGAAGAUUUAUUUAAGAAAACCGGGCUGAAAAUAUGGACGGUUGAACCCAAUGCAACGUCACAACAUGGCGUCGAGUAUGUUGAAAUGCCACAACACAGUCAUGAAGAUGUCGGUGAAAUUUAUCAAGAUCAAGAGAAUCAGGCCGCCAUCUUGUUACGCAACGAUCAAUUAUUGGGACAUUUACUUUUGGAAGGAAGUAUCGGUGAGGAUUUAGUGAUUAAACCACUGCCAGCGCGAUUACAUCCUUUGGUGAAUCAACAAACGGUGACUAAAAGAAAAAACUUGCCCAAUCCAGCCGAUGAUGAUGAAAUGUUCCUGGAUGAUGAUGGAGAAUUAAGUGCAGAGGUCGCCAUUGAUACAGGCUUGCCAAUUCAUAGGAAAACUGACAAUAUUGAUGAAAUUGAAAUUGAUGAUGCUAAAGCUUCAAAAUCACAAAAUGACGACGCAUAUGAGCUGCAACCAAGUACACACCACAUUGUAUUCAAACGUAAAGACAACCAAGACGACACAGAAAGUGAUUAUGCACUUAUGGAACCCGACCAUCUUGCCAAACGUUAUCGCCGCAGUACUCUCUUACAAAAUGCAACAUCAUCCCAUUCGAGAAACAAACGCGAAGCACCUUAUACAAUAUAUCCGGAGAUUUUAGUAAUUGUUGAUUACGAUGGAUAUCGGUUGCAUGGCGGCGACAAUUUACAAAUCAAACGAUAUUUUGUUAGUUUUUGGAAUGGAGUUGACCUAAGAUACAAGUUAUUAAAAGGACCUAAGAUUCGUAUUUCUAUCGCUGGUAUUAUCAUCAGUAGAGGACGUGAUGCGACGCCAUAUUUGGAACGCAAUCGUGUCGGACGUGACGCCAUCGACUCAGCAGCUGCUCUCACUGACAUGGGCAAAUAUCUCUUCCGAGAGCGACGACUUCCGGUCUAUGACAUAGCUGUCGCCAUUACAAAACUAGACAUGUGCAGACGCUCGUAUCCCUCAGACGUGUGCAAUCGUGGCACGGCAGGAUUCGCGUAUGUGGGCGGCGCAUGCGUGGUGAACAAACGUCUCGAGAAGGUCAAUUCGGUCGCCAUCAUUGAGGACACCGGUGGUUUUAGCGGUAUCAUCGUAGCUGCUCAUGAAGUUGGUCAUUUAUUGGGAGCUGUUCACGACGGAAGUCCGCCGCCAUCUUAUUUGGGUGGUCCCGGUGCGGAGAAGUGUCAAUGGACGGACGGAUACAUUAUGUCUGAUCUCAGACAUACCGAAAGAGGUUUCCGCUGGUCGUCAUGCAGCGUUGCCAGUUUUCAUCACUUUUUAAAUGGUGACACAGCUACUUGUUUGUACAACUCACCACAUGAAGAUGACAGUCUUCCUCGAGUACUUCCGGGUAAAUUACUUACAUUGGACGCGCAGUGCCGACGGGAUCGUGGAACAAGUGCCUGUUUUAAAGACGAUCGAGUCUGCGCACAACUAUUCUGUUUCGAUGCCGGUAGUGGUUAUUGUGUUGCCUAUAGACCGGCAGCUGAAGGUUCACCCUGUGGCGAUGGCCAGUACUGUUUGAAUGGAAGAUGCGUAGCUGAACAUGAAAAUAUCAUCCCAGAUUACUCACAGAACACACCCGCGUACAUCCGACGCGAUGGACAAGCGAAUCAAGGACGGCCAUUGUUCUAUGACGACGAGGAGGACGCAAACCACGAACCGCCACCACCACCACACAACACAUACUAUCAACAACAACCUGAGUACACCACCAAACCCCCUUACGACUAUAACUCGUACUAUUCGACACAAAACCCUAACGCGCAUGCGUACUACACCCCAACGACCACGACAACGACACCAACGCCAUCUACGACUCGUAAUCCAUACUAUUAUUAUUCAAGUACCACACCAAAAAAGACUUACAAAUACUUUACCACUGCAACCACGACUACAACGACACAAAGACCUUAUUAUUAUCAAACACAAAAGACUGUUUAUAACAACCGACCCAAGACGACAUUCAAACUGUUUUCGAUUUCGACGACGCGAUCCCCGUAUGACUUUCAGCACUUCGCCAACAAGUAUACAAGCACGACGAGUACGCGUAGACCAUUCUAUGCGCAUGCGUAUACGACUACACCAACGACGACCACGACGACGCAAACGCCAUCGACGAAAAAUCCCUACAUUGGCAACUAUUACAUACUGCGGCAAAAGACAACGCGGAAUCCGUACGACUUUGCCAAUUUUGGCAAGCACUACGCGACCUCAUCGAGCACGCCGCACUAUCACGACGAUUACAAUAAUAACUAUCUGAAACGCUCGUACAAUUCGGCGAGUUACUAUAGCGACGCGAGUAGCGUGCGCAACGUGACGCGCCUACGACAGUAGAAAGAGCAUCGACACUUUGAAGCGCGACGCUAGCGCCACCUCAAUCAAAACGUCAAUACAAUCAACUACAGUGGCGCCACUUGGUGUCCAAUGGUGUUUAAAGUGCCUUAAGAGACUAGACUAAACGAGAAACUUUAUGUGCGUGUAUCGCAGCGUAUUUUUUUGUAAAUAUUACUUCGUAACUUUAUUUACCCGAUAGCACGGAGCAUGCGCGCCGAGUUUUUAAUUCAUAAGAUGUAUAUACAAUUAAACUUAGCUCAUGCACACAUGUCACACACACUUCCGCAUCGACAAUCAACGAAAACAACGAAAAGACAACGGAAAUACCAAUUCAUGUACUCACUGCCAACUGCCAAAACAGAUCAAGCGUCAAUUCGCAUUUUUAUCGUGCUUUAAUUUUACUUUUAUGUUACGAAUUGUGAUUUUUAAACAAUUACCGAUAGGGACCGAUAUAUAUAGUUGUUAGCAUUGCUAAGCGUGUACAUUUUCCAGCUUAGUUCAGCCAUUGACUAAUGUGUAUAACAAGUAGUCUAUGGUUGGAUUGGAAUGUGCGACGCAUUCACGUCGAGCAUGAGCAACUCGUCGCAUGGGGGGUUGCCUAAUAAUGUUUAUUUGUGUGUGAAUCGCGCGAAUGUCCUAACAUAGAAAUGUAUCUCCCAGUGUUUUGUGUUUCGUCUUGUUUAAGCUUAGCUGAUAAGUUCCUACCGUUUGUAAGCUGUAAAUUAUAUUUUCGAUUUUUUCUGUCUCUAAUAAAUGUAUUUCAAUUGAUAUAAAA
This is a messenger RNA of Dalotia coriaria, 3997 nucleotides long. It is a transcript of the gene sona, whose product is annotated as sol narae. The record is from RefSeq and is a predicted model, not a curated record. Lineage: Eukaryota; Metazoa; Arthropoda; Insecta; Coleoptera; Staphylinidae. Gene Ontology annotation, biological process: proteolysis. Bases 484 to 3222 code for a protein of 912 amino acids. Gene Ontology annotation, molecular function: metalloendopeptidase activity. The transcript is spliced from 16 exons.